Cajanus cajan (pigeon pea) is the source of this 1245-nucleotide messenger RNA. Its product is annotated as transcription initiation factor TFIID subunit 14b. Gene Ontology annotation, biological process: regulation of DNA-templated transcription. The record is from RefSeq and is a predicted model, not a curated record. NCBI's taxonomy places the organism in Eukaryota, Viridiplantae, Streptophyta, Magnoliopsida, Fabales, Fabaceae.
UAUUUUGUUAUUAAAAACUGAACAACUGCCGAGGAAUCAAACGAACGCAAAAGCAUUAUCAGGUUGUAUGAAUCGGGUACUAUCAGUGCCCGCAAUUUCUCUCUAAAACCCUAAACCCCAUUCUCCCAAUUUGUGUCUUUCUGCAUUCGGGAAACAAAAAAAGGAAAAACACAUUCAAUUGGCAAAUGUCUCACUCUCAGUCCCAGCCGUUACCCCUCAAGAGACAAGCUGAACACUCCGAUGAUGGCACCUCUGCCAUUAAACCUUCUCGCCUUAAAAUCGCAGUACCCUCUGAGGAUGCUGACAAAAAGAAUGCGAACAGGAGGCUCAAAGAUGUUGAAAUUUGUGUCCCAAUAGUUUAUGGGACCAUUGCAUUCUAUCUUGGUCGGAAGGCCAGCGAGUCUCAGUCACACAAGUGGACGGUGUAUGUACGUGGAGCCACGAAUGAAGAUCUUGGGGUGGUGAUUAAGCGGGUUGUGUUCCAGUUGCAUCCCAGUUUUAAUAACCCCACCAGAGUUGUUGAGUCACCACCGUUUGAGUUAUCGGAAUGCGGAUGGGGUGAAUUUGAAAUAGCCAUCACCCUCCAUUUCCACACUGAUGUCUGCGAAAAGCAGUUGGACUUGUAUCACCAUUUGAAAUUAUAUCCAGAAGAUGAAUCUGGUCCCCAGUCCACAAAGAAACCUGUGGUUGUUGAAUCUUUUAAUGAGAUUGUUUUUCCUGAACCCUCGGAGGGUUUUCUUGCACGUGUGCAGAAUCAUCCUGUUGUUAAUGUUCCUAGGCUUCCUGCUGGCUUGAAUUUACCAAGUCCUGUACCAAUUGAUACUAUGAAUGACAAGGAGAGGGGCGAUACCAAAGAUCAUCCUCUAAGCCAAUGGUUCAUGAACUUCUCUGAGGCUGAUGAGCUCUUAAAACUUGCAGCAGCUCGCCAGCAGGUUCAAGCUCAUAUUGUUAAGCUGCGAAGACAAUUAAGUUUGGUGGAAGGACUACCUCAGCUGUCAAAACCGCCCUCUGGUUAUGAGUGCACAUGAUUUUUAUUUUAGAAUUUUUGGGAUUUCCCUGUAGGGUCAUACUUGGAAGAUUAAUGAUGAAUAAUUAUGUAUAUAAGCGUAUAGCCUUCCUUGUAGAUUGUGUUGAAUAUUUUUAUCUGUAGCAGCAGCCAAAGAUUAUAGUUUUAGAAGAAUGGACAUGAUCCAUGGCGUUUAUGCUUAAAAUCUUUAAUGGUUAUAGAUAUGUGUUUUAGUUCUA